UUUAAAGUUUAAAUAUAUUUUAUCUUUAAUCGUGAGGAAACGUCACCAAAUGUUUAAAUACUUGUGUGCAAUAAACGUUCUUUGUAGUAUUAUCGAAUAUAAUUAUUAUUGUUAUCAUAUGAAAUAAUAAUAAUAAUAAAAAUAGUAAAGAUAACAAUACCAAAAGUCGUUCUACGUGUUAUUAUAUGUUCGUCAUUUGAAAAAAUAUUAUUGAGCGUUAGUAACAUUAUUUUGUGUAACAAUCUGUUAAAACAAUACUAUCAACAUGGUUGAGAAAAAUGUUUGGGAAUCAGGGCCAAGUGUAUAUAAUUACACUGAGGCCAAUGAAAGAACACCAUUAUUACAAAAUACUCAAAGCAACAUGGCAGAAAGGAAUGUUGGAAUUUCUCAAGAAACCCUUGUCUCCCAAGCUGGUCAAUCGAUCAAAGCGAAGAGAUUUUUUCAAUACAUCGCAAGUUUGGCUGCAACAUUAGGAGCAGUAGCAGCAGGAAUGAUGUUAGCAUGGACCUCGCCAGCUGGUAAGGGCGGUGUCAAAUUAUCACAAGUAUAUAAUAUUUCUAUUAACGAAGAAGAAUUCUCAUGGAUUGGAGCAUUAGCACCGUUUGGUGCUGCAGUAGCAUGUAUACCAAUUGGUAUUCUAACAGAUAUAAUUGGCAGAAAAAAUUCAAUGUUAAUGCUUGUAGUUCCUUUUACAAUUGGUUGGUUGCUCAUAAUAUUUGCAAAUUCCGUAGCUAUGUUUUAUGUUGGAAGGUUCAUUACAGGUUUCAGUGGUGGUGCCUUUUGUGUAACAGCUCCUAUGUAUACGGCAGAAAUAAGUGAAAGUGAAAUUCGGGGAAGUACAGGUUCAUAUUUUCAAUUGCUUCUGACAGUUGGUAUUUUAUUAGUAUAUCUUUUAGGUACCUGUGUAGAUAUGUUUGUAUUAUCCAUUAUUUCUGCAAUUGUACCAUUAAUCUUUGCCGUAGUAUUCUUCUUUAUGCCAGAAACACCAACAUAUUAUUUAAUGAAAGGAAAUGAAAGUGCUGCUAGAGCAAGUUAUAUUCGACUUCGUGGAUCACAUUAUAAUGUAGAACCGGAAUUAAGUAUACAGAAAGAAACGCUGGAGCAAUCUAGUAAAAAUAAGACAUCUUUCUUUGCUGCAUUGAGAUCGAAGGCUUGUAAGAAAGCUAUUAUAAUAUCAUAUGGUCUGAUGUUAUUUCAACAAUUAAGCGGUGUAAAUGCAGUUAUAUUUUAUGUUGGUUCUAUAUUUGAGGAGGCAGGUGGUGAUCUUGAUCCAAAUGUAGCUAGUAUCAUAGUAGGCGUAAUGCAAGUAGGUGCAGUAUUUGUUAGCACGUUGGUAGUUGACCGUUUAGGUAGGAGAUUAUUACUUAUGAUAUCUAUCGUUGCUAUGUGUACAUGCACCUUUUUACUUGGUAUUUACUUCUUCCUAUCUCAAGAACAAGGUGUAACUGGCAUAGGCUGGUUACCGCUCCUUUCUGUUUGCGUUUUUAUCAUUUUAUUUUCACUUGGAUUUGGUCCUCUACCAUGGAUGAUGAUUAGUGAACUUUUUGCUCCAGAGAUUAAAGGUAUCGCUGGUAGUAGUGCUUGUUUAUUGAAUUGGUUAAUGGCAUUUAUUGUUACCAAAGUUUAUGCUAAUUUAAAUAAUGUUUUAGAAUCCUAUGGUACAUUUUGGUUAUUUUCAGUAAUUUGUGCUAUAGGUAUUGCCUUUGUUAUUAUUUUGGUACCGGAAACUAAAGGAAAAAGUUUAGAACAAAUUCAAGAAGAAUUAAACACUUAGUUAGAUUAUUAGAAGAAAUCUCUAGCAUCUAUAAACAUGUAAAAUACAUUGUAAUAUAAGACAUUAAACAUUUUCAUAUUGCAAGACUGAUUCUUUUAUAAAUAUUCAAAGUCUG
Molecule: messenger RNA, 1889 nt
Organism: Polistes dominula (European paper wasp)
Lineage: Eukaryota; Metazoa; Arthropoda; Insecta; Hymenoptera; Vespidae
Product: facilitated trehalose transporter Tret1
Biological process (GO): carbohydrate transport; transmembrane transport
Cellular component (GO): membrane
Molecular function (GO): sugar transmembrane transporter activity
Source: RefSeq, a predicted model, not a curated record